UAAUUGUCCACAGACUGCCGGCGGGUCCUCGCUGGUGAAUAAACAAACGCACCUCUCUCUCGAUUGAGCCAGCGCGACAAGUGGGUUCUCCUGUUAGUUAGCUUGAUUUGCAAACUCGUGAAGUACUAAACGCCGGUAAAGACGAACUGCACCAUGAUGGGUUGAUAAAAUCGGUUUUAAUAAAUAGCGUCGUGUGAGGACACACGUAUACUAGGCUUCAGCAGUUACCUAAACUUCAUUCAUUUUGUCGCCAUGUCUUCUAGAAAGCGUAAAAGGUACAGCAAGGAUAUAAAGUGUGUUUUCUUUCCGGACGAUGUCGAAAAUGGUAUGAAAGAAGUGAAGAGAGAGCCAUCAUCUCUGUCAUCUGUGUCUUCCGCCAAGAGUUGGCAGAAAUGUGGGGACAGUUUUCUGAACACUCCAGUGAUAAAGAACCUCAAGUCAUCAGGAAAGAAACUGUCUGCCAUAAGAAAGUUGGCACAGUCUCCUGCUUCAGUGCAGACCAGUGCUGUUCACCGUAAUGAGGACCCAGUGCACAUUGUGUGGAGCUCCAGUGACAGCGAACAAUCUGACGAUGAGACCCGGGAGCAACAUCUGUCCAGAGAUGUGGCACAGCAGCAACAUUGGCCUCAGAGACCAGGCAGACCCACAGCUCCUAUUCAGUCUUACACCAAAGCGCUACGCAUGCUCAGCACUGACAAAGAUGAUGUUCCCGUUAUAGACACAGACAGUGAUCUAGAUGAAUCUGAGGAGGAUGUUGAAAAGGACAGUGGGCAACAAAUCUCUGACUGUGGGUCAGAGUCCUUUGAUGAAAAGCCAGAAGACUUACCUGUCAAACCCACAAGUGUGACGGUGUUAGAAAUCUCAGGCUAUGUGUCUGAUGGAGAGGAUAUUGGUGACACAGUGUCCUCGAGCAGACUGGACUCUGAGAGCUUUCCUCUCCAAACUGGUGAGGGCAGCAAAAGGUCAGUCAGUGACUGGGUCAGAUCUGCGCAUGCGAUGCUGCAGACGCCUCAGAAACCGUUUGACAGGCAGUGCAAGACUCCUGAAGACUCCGCCAAAAAGAGAAGAAAGUUUCAAAGUGGAGGUCUGGCAGAGAGGCUGAAUCGACUCCAGAGCAGACAGAGGUCAGCUAUUAGCUUCUGGAGGCACCAGUCCAUCUCUGAUACCUCAGAAGCAACAACAGUGGACAGGCCUGGCGUGCUGGUGCUGGAGGUGCUGGAGGUUCAGGAGGAGUGCAGCAUGCAACUGGUGCACUGUGAGCACCGCCAGCCUCCAGGAGAGGCCCACCAACACGGCCACCCUCUUGCUGAGGAAAGCGCUCGCAUGCUGGUGUUGUUCAAUAGAGAGACCGCAGCCCAGCUGAGUCCUGUGCCCAGAGAUAUCAUCCACGUAUAUCCACCAUGGCAAAGUCUUUCCGUGGAAGGUUUCAGCUGUGAUAUCAUUCUGAGCACACACUUCAGCCAGAAAGUCUACUCUGCUUCCAAACCAGCCGACGAGCCUGUUCCCAGAGGCCUGCUCCCAGCAGGGAGGUGCAUGCCAUACUCUCUGAGUCGAACAUUCAGACUGCUGGAGGUUUGCAGGACCACUGAAGAGAACAAUGCUAAACAGGUCGCUGUCCCCGAUGCUCUGUGCAGUUUUGGAGGCUCAGGUGUUCUGACAAGACACUGUCUCUCUCUCCUGGAAGCUAUUGAAGGACUUGGCCAAGCUGGCUCUGUGGGCCAGGACGUGGUGGUGGUGGUCCAAAGAGUUUACUCCAUCCCUGUCCCUGACUGCUCCCCUGUGUCCGGCCUAAAGCUCAGAGUUCCCUCCAGGUCCUCCUCAGCUCCUCCUGCAGAGAAAGGCAAAACCAGGCUUUGUGUGCUUGUCCAGGACAGCUACGGGAUGUUCAGCGUGGUCCAGCUCCAUCUCCUGUCCUGCAAAGACGACCUGCACCGGUACUGCCAGAUGUGGCAGGGGAAGACCUGUGUGCUGAGAGGCAUUAAAGUGGUGCAGCGGGUCACUCGAGAAAGGCGCAGCAGGCUUUUCAGCUUGAUAGACUGUCUCUGGCCCCCACUGAUGCCUCUUAAAGAUCAUGGAAACACACCCAGCAUGUCCUGUGAGAGCCGUCCUCCAGGUCCGGCUCCAAGUUUCUGCUACCUGCUGUCAGGUCAGGAGAGCUCAGUUGAACCCACUGAGGAGCAGGCUGUGUCCCCGCUCUACCUUCCCCCCACAGAACGAACCUUACGAGACGUGCUGCAGAGUGAGCUCAAAACCCAUCGCUGCAGUUUUAUUGCCACUGUCAUAUACAAGAGAAUACAGAACUGUGAUAUAGGCCGAAGUGAGGUUUGGUUGGUGCUGACAGACCCUAGUCUUCAAGAAGAGCCACCUGAGAGGCCAUGCAGGCGCACAGUGGCCCUGUGUGUGAACACUUCCUGUGUGCUUACUUCCUCUGUCCUCAAAGCGCUAAAUUCCCCCGCUGCCUGUCGAAUGUCAUUCAGAGAUGCCAUCAAAGAACAUGGUGUCCUCCUGUGCGAGGAGCAGUCAGUCGUUGAGAUGUGCUCUGACGUGCAUCCUGAGGGCAGUCUCACGUCCACAGCCAGGCCGCGGUCACUUUCACAGUCGCUGACCGAUCCCCAGGCGCAGCCCCUGCCCCGACCUGUGAGACUGGAUCCCGUGGGUCUGGAGAUCACACCCAACUCCCUCUGCACUCUCACAGGGGUGAUAGUUGGCGUGGAUGAGAACACAGCUUACUCCUGGCCGGCCUGCAACCACUGUGGAAGUGACAGUUUAGAAAUGUUAGCUCACAGACCUCAGAACUUCCACUGUGUUUCUUGUAAGUCACUGGUGGACAAACCCGCCACAAGGAUCCAACUGGAAGUCUUCCUGAGUUCCUCUUCAAUAAGUGAUUGCACUAUAAAAGUUAAGCUGCAGCAAAACACAAUCAUGUCCAUCCUGAACACUGCGGCUCUGGAGGGCAUCGAGUUCCCAGGUUACGAUGUGGAGAAUGUCCUGGGAAAAGAGGUGGGCCCCCUCGCAGUCUACGUCCGCGUCGUCACCAGGAAACCGGCUCUGUGGAUCGGCCUGGAAGAAAUCUGCCUGUGAGGCGUUCGGAGCUAAUGAUAUCAAUCCUCAGGCUUCAGCGUGGCUCCAAGGAUCUGCACACUAGGCCUUGGUUUGAGCCAGUUUAGUCUCCCGCCCCCUCUCUCAACCCCCCUUGAAGGCCUCCCUGACAGCUUGAAGUGAACAGGCUGCAAAGAGACAAGGUCUUGUUUGUGUUAAUGAUAUGUGAGCCUGUGGACCAGGAGUUGACAGCCCAAGGGUAGACCAGUGGUAUGCAGUCUGUCAGAACAGCUCACGUGGUUUCUUCAACUUGGGAUGUGACUUGGCUGUAAACACUUUUUUUUUUUUUUAAGUGGUCAUCUACCUCUGUUUGUAAGAUUUCUAACUGGUGCUUGAAUCUGUGUCAAUAAAAGGUGUUAUUAUUGCUGACUUUA
This is a messenger RNA of Thunnus maccoyii (southern bluefin tuna), 3473 nucleotides long. It is a transcript of the gene spidr, whose product is annotated as scaffold protein involved in DNA repair. The transcript has 20 exons. Gene Ontology annotation, biological process: double-strand break repair via homologous recombination; regulation of establishment of protein localization to chromosome. Gene Ontology annotation, cellular component: nuclear chromosome; nucleoplasm. The record is from RefSeq and is a predicted model, not a curated record. NCBI's taxonomy places the organism in Eukaryota, Metazoa, Chordata, Actinopteri, Scombriformes, Scombridae. Bases 253 to 3081 code for a protein of 942 amino acids.